Molecule: messenger RNA, 1050 nt
Organism: Aspergillus ibericus CBS 121593
Lineage: Eukaryota; Fungi; Ascomycota; Eurotiomycetes; Eurotiales; Aspergillaceae
Exons: 1
Coding region: 1-1050 (349 amino acids)
Source: RefSeq, a predicted model, not a curated record
AUGCCCGUCCCCGACUACGGAGUAUGGCGAGCCCACCCGGUGCAUUACAACAUCGACCACGCAUCACAAGACCCCAAAAGCCCCCAUCUUUCUUUAUAUUUCACCGAAACACGAGACAAACACUCUGACAAAUGCCACCACGAAUACACCGGAAGCGGCAAGGAAAUUCGCGGCCUCAACCGUGCCGCCAUCAACAUCAAGUCCGUCGACAAGGACUCGCGCAUAGUCUACUGGUUCAACGAAGAUCUCGAUGAGAACCACCUCACUGACUUGCUAGCCGAUCUGCCACGCGGAUUCCACCCCCUUGGCGAGCAACAGACCCCGGAUCUAGGCCUCGAUUACAUUCGAAACAACAUAAUCAAUAUCCCGAGUGGCAGGCUUCUAGUCCACGACACCGACACCCCAAAAAACGAGUUACUCGAUCUCCUAGAACCGCGCAUGCAGGCCGCAAUCCGCGAACACGCUGACAUCUACCUCUUCGGGUCACGAUCCAACUCCAACUCCGGCUCCGAAAUGCACAAUAUCCACAUGAACCAAGGCAACAUGCCGAAAUACCAAGCUGACGACGGGAUCUUCCAAGACGGAGGGCUAAUCUUUCAUUUCGCGCGCGCCAAGAAAUGGAUCGGCCUCUUCAUCACCUUUACCUCCCAGUCUGCACAUACAGAUGAACAAUCCGGGCACGCGAUCGGCAGCACGACAUGGGCGGAUUUCUUUAACGAGGAUAUGAAGGAAGAGCAUUUAGAGGGUUCGGUCGCCAUUGAAGAAGUUUCUGUCAAUUCACGGAAAUAUCAGCUGAAGAAUUGUACCGAACAUCCCCUGCAGCUUGCGUCGUGGAAAAUUCAUAAUUCGCAUGGGGAAUUUGAAAAGUUGCCGUCGACGGCUAAGUUGGAUGCGUUUGCAUCGGAGGUGUUUGAGGCGCCGAAGUGCGUGCUCUCGGAUCAGGGGGAUAAUAUCACGCUUCUGAAUGAGAAAGGGCUGAAGGUGGCGGGGGUGAGUUAUAGUGCGCAGCGGGUGAAGGCGCAUUCGUCGCCGUUGGUGUUUGCUCAUUGA